Messenger RNA from Caenorhabditis angaria, 11553 nucleotides. The record is from the annotation of a GenBank genome assembly. Lineage: Eukaryota; Metazoa; Nematoda; Chromadorea; Rhabditida; Rhabditidae.
AUGCCUUCAUCUCCAGAAGCUUCACCAAAAGGUUCAGAAGACGGAGACGAAUAUGUGCCACGAUCACCAUCUCCAAAAAGACCAAGAAGAUCAGAGAGCCCCGAAAAACGCCGUGAAAAAUCAAGGAGCCCGGAGAGAAGAAGAGAACGAUCUAGAAGUCCAGAGAGACGCAGACGUCGAAGAUCUUCUUCACAUGAACGUGAUUCUUCAAGAAGACGAAGAUCUUCUUCACGCGAUCAUGAUUCAAGAAGACGAAGAAGAUCAAGAACUCCGCCAAGAAGGAGACGAAGUCCAAGUCCCGAAGCUGCUCCAGCUCCAAAAAAAGAGGAGAAGCCUAAAGAAGAGGUCAAGGAUUUGUUGAGAACUCGAACUGGAGGAGCCUAUAUUCCACCUGCAAAAUUGCGACUUAUGCAAGAGCAAAUUCAGGAUAAGGUAUGGGUUUUUGAAUAUGAGUUAUGACGUGGCAAAAUCAAUAAUUUCCAGGCUGGCGAACAAUAUCAACGUAUGAAUUGGGAGCGUUUGAAGAAGAAGAUUCAUGGUUUGGUGAAUCGUGUGAAUGUGGGAAAUUUGGUGCAGAUUGUCAGAGAAUUGUUGCAGGAGAAUGUGAUUCGUGGAAAGUAUGUGGAUUUUUGCUGAUGAAAAUUGGGCUUGGGACCCCGAAAAUUGGAUUUUUCAUGAAAUUUGAGGCCGGAAAAGGGAAAUUCCAUGAAAAAUCUUAUCUGAAACCUGAAAAACUUGAUUUUUGACUUACAAUUUCAAAAAAUCUGUUUUUAUGAAAAUGAAAAAAUUCAAAAGGGACAUUUUUUUCCAAACGUGACCUAUAUUUAAAAAAUUAAAAAUGACGUGGAAUUUCUACAAUUCAAAAAAUCAUUUUGGCAUUUUAUUUCAUCAAGAAAUGGUCAGGAUUCAUUGAAGUGAGUAAAAAAAUCCAGAAAAUUGCAGCUUUUGCUGGAAAUUUCAGGGGUUCUAUUGAAAACUCAGCCAGAAAUCAAUUGAAACCUGAAAAUUAUGAAAAAUCCUGCUUUUCCAAGGUAAAUUCAUCAGAAUAACUGAAAAUCACGAUUUUUCCUGCGACCAAAACAAGAUUCUAAUGAAAAAUUAUUCAAAAUUCAUUGGAGAACCUGGUUUUGCUGAAAUUUCCUGCUGAAUUCAUAGUUUCAAUCUGGAAAUUCUCAAAAACCUAUGAUUUUCCGUCUCGAGUUGCAGAAAAAAUUUUAAUGUGUAAUUUGAGACAGAAAAUCAUAGGUUUUUGAGAAUUUCCAGAUUGAAACUUUGAAUUCAGCAGGAAAUUCCAUAAAAACAAGGCUCUCCAAUGAAUUUCGAAUAACUUUUCAUUAGAAUCUUAUUUUGGUCCCAGGAAAAAUUGUGAUUUUCAGUUAAUCUAAUGAGUUUUGCUUGGAAAAACAAGAUUUUUCAUAAUUUUCAGGUUUCAAUUAAUUUUUGGGUGAUUUUUCCUGGAUUUUCGAGCAGAAAUGAAGAUUUCUACUAAAAAAUACCAUAUUUUCCAAAGGAAAAAUGGAUUUGAUGUUGAAAAAUCACCAAAACGUUUUGGAAAACAGGAUUUUUGGAUAUUUCGGUCAGAAAUCAAUUUUCAAUGAAAUGGAACCCGGAGAAGGGAAAAUUUGGUGAUUUUUAGGUUGUAAACCAUAAAAAUUCAAACUUCCAACAUUCCCGGGUUGAAAGUAGGAAAAAUCCAUUGAUAUUUUGGUCAGAAAUUCAAUUUCUAUGAAAUUUGACUUGGAGUAGGCAAAAUCCGAUGAUUUUUAAGUUGUAAACCAUAAAACUUCAAAUUUGCAACAUUCCCGGGUUGAAAGUAGGAAAAAUCCAUUGCUAUUUCGGUCAGAAAUCAAUUUUCAAUGAAAUGGAACCCGGAGAAGGGGAAAUUUGGUGAUUUCCAGGUUGUAAACCAUAAAAAUUCAAACUUUCAACAUUCCCGGGUUGAAAGUAGGCAAAAUCCAUUGAUAUUUUGGUCAGAAAUUCAAUUUCUAUGAAAUUUGAUUUGGAGUAGGCAAAAUCCGAUGAUUUUUAAGUUGUAAACCAUAAAACUUCAAAUUUGCAACAUUCCCGGGUUGAAAGUAGGAAAAAUCCAUUGAUAUUUCGGUCAGAAAUCAAUUUUCAAUGAAAUGGAACCCGGAGAAGGGGAAAUUUGGUGAUUUCCAGGUUGUAAACCAUAAAAAUUCAAACUUUCAACAUUCCCGGGUUGAAAGUAGGAAAAAUCCGUUGAUAUUUCGGUCAGAAAUCAAUUUUCAAUGAAAUGGAACCCGGAGAAGGUGAAAUUUGGUGAUUUUAAGGUUGUAAACCAUAAAAAUUCAAACUUCCAACAUUCCCGGGUUGAAAGUAGGAAAAUUCCAUUGAUAUUUUGGUCAGAAAUUCAAUUUCUAUGAAAUUUGACUUGGAGUAGGCAAAAUCCGAUGAUUUUUAAGUUGUAAACCAUAAAAAUUCAAACUUCCAACAUUCCCGGGUUGAAAGUAGGCAAAAUCCAUUGAUAUUUUGGUCAGAAAUUCAAUUUCUAUGAAAUUUGAUUUGGAGUAGGCAAAAUCCGAUGAUUUUUAAGUUGUAAACCAUAAAAAUUCAAACUUCCAACAUUCCCGGGUUGAAAGUAGGCAAAAUCCAUUGAUAUUUUGGUCAGAAAUUCAAUUUCUAUGAAAUUUGACUUGGAGUAGGCAAAAUCCGAUGAUUUUUAAGUUGUAAACCAUAAAAAUUCAAACUUCCAACAUUCCCGGGUUGAAAGUAGGCAAAAUCCAUUGAUAUUUUGGUCAGAAAUUCAAUUUCUAUGAAAUUUGAUUUGGAGUAGGCAAAAUCCGAUGAUUUUUAAGUUGUAAACCAUAAAAAUUCAAACUUCCAACAUUCCCGGGUUGAAAGUAGGCAAAAUCCAUUGAUAUUUUGGUCAGAAAUUCAAUUUCUAUGAAAUUUGACUUGGAGUAGGCAAAAUCCGAUGAUUUUUAAGUUGUAAACCAUAAAAAUUCAAACUUCCAACAUUCCCGGGUUGAAAGUAGGCAAAAUCCAUUGAUAUUUUGGUCAGAAAUUCAAUUUCUAUGAAAUUUGAUUUGGAGUAGGCAAAAUCCGAUGAUUUUUAAGUUGUAAACCAUAAAAAUUCAAACUUCCAACAUUCCCGGGUUGAAAGUAGGCAAAAUCCAUUGAUAUUUUGGUCAGAAAUUCAAUUUCUAUGAAAUUUGACUUGGAGUAGGCAAAAUCCGAUGAUUUUUAAGUUGUAAACCAUAAAAAUUCAAACUUCCAACAUUCCCGGGUUGAAAGUAGGAAAAUUCCAUUGAUAUUUUGGUCAGAAAUUCAAUUUCUAUGAAAUUUGACUUGGAGUAGGCAAAAUCCGAUGAUUUUUAAGUUGUAAACCAUAAAAAUUCAAACUUCCAACAUUCCCGGGUUGAAAGUAGGCAAAAUCCAUUGAUAUUUUGGUCAGAAAUUCAAUUUCUAUGAAAUUUGAUUUGGAGUAGGCAAAAUCCGAUGAUUUUUAAGUUGUAAACCAUAAAACUUCAAAUUUGCAACAUUCCCGCGUUGAAAACCCUUAAUUUUGCACCAGAAAACCUAUUUUCAUUGAAAAUGUUUGAAAUUCAAAGGAAAAAUCGCUCAGAAGUUAAAGAAACAACGAUUCUAAUGAUCAAAAAUCACUAUUUUCCCCCAGAAAACCUGCCCAAACCCCCAUAUUUUUCCAGAGGUCUCCUAUGCCGCUCCAUCAUCCAAGCGCAAGCCUUCUCCCCCGGCUUUUCGCACGUCUACGCGGCUCUCGUCGCCGUAAUCAACUCAAAAUUCCCGCACGUCGGUGAACUUCUCCUUCGUCGUCUCAUCGUGCAAUUCAAACGAAGUUUUCGGCGAAAUGAUAAAGGUGUCACAGUUCCAAUCGUCAAAUUCAUCGGACAUUUGAUAAAUCAACAAGUUGCGCACGAAGUUUUGGCCCUCGAGAUCAUUAUUUUGAUGUUGGAAGAGCCAACAGAUGAUUCGGUUGAAGUUGCGAUCGCAUUUUUGAAAGAAUGUGGAGCCAAGUUACUGGAAGUCGCGCCUGCUGCACUCAACAGUGUUUUCGACCGGCUUCGUGUUAUUUUGAUGGAAUCGAAUGCGGAAGAUCCGGAGAUGAAGAUUGAUGUUAGAAUUCGAUAUAUGAUUGAAGUUGCGAUGCAGAUCAGGAAAGAGGGAUUUAAGGUAACUCAUUUUGGAGUGAAAAUUUUUUUUCAUGCAAAUUUGACCUAUUUUCAUAAAAAAACGCGUAAAAUCUGAAAAUUUGCUGAAAAUCCACGUAUUUCUUCUUGGCGGAAAAAAAAAUUAAAAUUUGAAUUUUUCUUCCAAACGGCAAGAGUUCGAUAGAGCGCGUUUGCUAUUUUUGAGCUAAAAAUCACGAUUUCUGACCUGAAAUUGGUGAAAUUUCACGGUGUUUAGUUUUUUCAAGCUGUAAAAUUCGAUUUUGUGCAGAAAUUGACUGAAAAUCCACCGUCUUCCCCGAAUUUAGGUGAAAAAUCACGUUUUUCUUUACAACGAAAAAAAAAAUGAAAUUUUGAAUUUUUUCUGGAAACGCCAAGAGUUCGAUGGGGCGCGUUUGCUAUUUUUACUCAAUUUUUCACGAUUUCGACGAUUUUUGGCUCAAAAUUUGUCAUUUUCCUAAGCUAAAAGAUGGUUUCGUGCUGAAAUUGACUGAAAAUUCAAACUUUCCAUCAAAAACUCAGCCUAGAACUCGUAUUUUUUCAUUGCAAAAAAAUUGAAUUUUUCUUCGAAACGCCAAGAGUUCAAUGGGGCGCGUUUGCUAUUUUUGGUCAAUUUUUCACGAUUGUUAGCUGAAAAUAAUGGUUUUUCAUCGUUUUUUCUGAAAUUUUCGAUUUUACACCUGAAAAUCCACCAAAAUUCAAUAAAUUCAACAAAUUUUAUUCCUUCUUCAAAGUUUUCUCCCUCAAAAACUCCUCAAAUUUGCGAUAUUCAUCCUCUCCCAACACAAAUUGCACCAAACCGCCAUCUUUUUGUGUCGGAGUUGUCGGAACUCCGGGAAUCGGUGAAAUGUUAUAGGGAUGGAGAUAGGUGUGGAUUUUUUCGAAGUUUCGGGCGGUGGAGAUGAGAGUUAGCUGAAAUUAGGUGAAAAUUGGGCAUUUUUGGUCAAAAUUGGACUAUUUUUCAUGAAAAAUCAUGUUUUUUGCACCUAGAACUCACAUUUCUGGGAGCUGGCGAUUCCAUAAUCGAUUUCAGCUUUUUCAAGCGCUCAUCCCGUUGUUCUUUGUGAAAUUUCUCGAUUUUUGCUUUUUCGGUUCGAUGUCGGCUCAAAAGCCAAUUGUAGUAAUUUAUUUGCUCCAAAUCUUUGCGGUGUUGAGUUUCUUGCUCCUGAAAAUUUGCAUUUUGAAAGGAAAAACUGUGCCAGACUUGCAGAAAAGUGGGCGGAGCCUAAUUUUCAUACUUUAUUGAAUUUUGGUGGAUUUUCAGUUGAAAAAUCGAAAGUUUCAGAAAAAAUGAUGAAAAACUAUUAUUUUUGGGCUAAAAAUCGUAAUUUAUUGUCCAAAAAUAGCAAAUGCGCUCCAUUGAACACUUGGCGUUUUCGAGAAAAAUUCAAAUUUUUAUUUAUUUUUCUCCUAGGAAAAUUAUUUGAUUUUUAUUGAAAAGAAACUAUGCGAGACUUGCAGAAAAGUGGGCGGAGCCUAAUUUCAUUUAAAUUUUGUGGAAAAAAUCGUCAAAAUCAUGGCUUUUGCCCAAAAAUAGCAAACGCGCUCCAUUGAACACUUGGGGGGGGGGGUUUUCGAGAAAAAUUCAAAUUUUUAGUUUUUUUGCUCCUAUGAAAAAUUUUGUGAUUUUAUUGGAAAAAACUAUGCCAGACUUGCAGAAAAGUGGGCGGAGCCUAAUUUUCCAUGAAAAACCGUAGAAAUUGUGAUUUUUUGCCUAAAAAUGUAGCAAACGCGCUCCAUUGAACUCUUGGCGUUUUCGAGAAAAAUUCAAAUUUUCAUUUUUUCCCCCCAAAAAAACUAACCUUAUUUUCACCAAAUACUACCAAAAUCAAAAUUGAAAUUGUGAAAAUAAAAAUGGAAAAUUGAUUCAUUUCUAGUUUUCAAAAUGAAAUAAAAGAGAGAUUUUUGUGUGGAAAAAGAAUAAAAAUGAAGAAAAAAGAAAAAAGAAGGCGGAGGACUGGACUGUGUCCGAAAAUCUUGUUUUUUCCUCUUUUUUUCUCUUUUUUUUUCUUGCGCUUCUUAAAAGAUGAUAAUAAUAAUAAUAAUAAUUAUUAUUGUUGUUUUCUUAGUGUAAAAAUCGCAUUUUUCCCAUGAUUUAUUCGAAUUUUUACCUGUUUUUCCAGGCAUAUCCAGCGGUUUUGGAGGAUUUGGAUUUGAUUGAUGAGGAGGAUCAGAUUACGCAUACGUUGAAUUUGGAAGAGGCCACGGAUCCCGAGAAUGGACUGAGUAAGGAUUUUUGGGACAUUUUGAGCGGGAAAAUUGAAAUUUUCAUGGUUUUCUGGUCUAGAAGGCCGAAAAAAUGAAAAAAUAAAAAUUUUCAAAAUAGUCGCCAGGUGGACUCGAACCCCCGACCUCUUGAACAGAGAGCUAGACACUUACCGCCUACACCAACUGCUCAGCUAAAUUCUGAGCUUUUUUUUGAGCCUAAGCUUGAUCAGAAAGCCUGAAAAUUACAGAAUUUUGAAAAAAAAAUCCAUCCAGGAAAAAUUAGGUUUCAAAAAUAUCAUAAAUAUUUUUCCGGAAAUUUUUGAGACGAUUUACAUUUUGUUUUACAAUUCAGAAUUUUUCAGAAAAAAUUUUUCAAUUCAACACGAGCAAAUGGUGUAGGCGGUAAGUGCCUUGAUCACUGUUUGGAAGGUCGCAGGUUCAAGUCCGCCUUGGAACUACUACUUUUUCAAAAAAAAAUUUUCAAAUAGUCCCCAGGUGGACUCGAACCCGCCACCCUUAACUUAGUGGUGUAGACACUUACCGACUACACCAUCUGCUUUCAAAACUAGUCGCUCUUCAAAUUACAACACGAAAUUUUAGACAAUAAAAUACAAAAAUCAAGAUUUCAAUGAAAAACACUUGAAAAAGUCUUCAAGAAUCCGGAUUUUUCAAAACAAAAAAGUGAAAAUUCAAGAAAAUCUACUGUAAUUUCAGACGUCUUCAAAUUGGAUCCGGAUUUCGAGAAAAACGAAGAAGCCUACGAUGAGAUUCGCAAGGAAAUAAUUGGAGACGCCGAUGUUUCGAGUGAUGAAGAAGAUGAUGAUGAAGAUGAGGAGAGUGAUGAAGAGAAUCAGGAGAAAGAGCCGAAAAAAACGACGACAGAGAUUAUUGAUAAUACUGAUCAGAAUUUGAUUGCGUUUAGAAGGUGAGAGCGAUUUUAUGACCCUGAAAUUAAGAAAAUUGAGCCCAGGAGCUAAAAAUCUCUAGUUUUUAGCCUGAAAUUGGAAAAUUUCGUCCAAAAUUGAUCCUAGGAGCUCUUUGGAGGAUUUUUUAACCUGAAAUUGAGAAAAUUGAGCCAGGAUUGCUCUAGGAAAUGAGAAAUCGGAAUAGACUUCAAAAUUGAUCUGGGAGCUGAAAAUCUCUAGUUUCGAGCCUGAAAUUGAGAAAUUUCGUCCAAAAUUAAUAUAGAAGCUGAAUAUCUCUAGUUUUGAACCAAAAAUUGAGGAAAUUAAGCCAGGAUUACUCUAGAAAGUGAAAAAUCUGAAUUUUUCCUCUGUAAUUGGUCAUAUAAUGCUCUAAUUCGAAUUUUGAGCAAAUUUUUGGAAUUUUUCACUGAAAUUUGCUCCUAAGAGCUCUUUGGAUGAUUUUUUGUCUGAAAUUGUGAACAUUGAGCCAGAAUUGCUAUAGGAGCUGAAAAAUCUGAAUUUUUGACUUCAAAAUUGAUCCUGGAGCGAAAAUGUGAGUAUUUCUGUUCAAAAUCAGGUUCAAUAGGUUUUCUAAGCUUAAAAUUUUGAAUUUUGAGCUAAAAUUGUCCUAGAGACGAUAUUUUUACCUGGAAAAUUGAAAAAUCUGAAGUUUUGAGCCGGAAAUUGAGAAAUUUAACUCAAAAUAAAUUGAUCUUAUAGACUUCUGAAGGCUCAGAAUUCGGAAAAUCUGAAUUUUUGAGCCUAAACUCGAGGAUUUUGGCCUAAAUUUGAGCCUAGAACGAAAUUUUCCCGAAUUUUUCAUUCAGGGCUCAAAAAUGAUGAUUCAAAAUUACAAAAAAAUUUGAAAUUUUGUUUGCCACGUGGCAGAAUUUUCAAAUUUCUCCCCAAAAAUCUUCAUUUUUUUCCAGAGAAGUCUAUUUGACCCUCCAAUCCUCCUUGGAUUUCCAAGAAGCCGCUCACAAAUUGCUCAAAAUGGGAAUUAAACCCGAAAUGGAAAAUGAGCUGUGCAAUAUGUUGGUCGAUUGUUGUGCACAACAAAGAACCUACGAGAGAUUCUAUGGAAUGUUGAUUGAACGAUUUUGUCGAUUGAGAUUGGAGUAUCAGGUGGGGAAUUUGAGGGUUUUUGGUGAAAAAAUGGCUGAAAAUGAUGAAUUUUGAGCCAAAAACCAUGAUUUUUGAUGAAAAUUGAGCAAAAAUCGAUAAUUUUCCAGCAAAUGUUUGAACAAAUCGCCCGCGACAGUUAUGCCACUGUACACCGCUUCGAUAUUACGAAAUUGAGAAAUCUGGCGCGAUUGGUGGCACAUUUAUUGGUGACUGAUGCGAUUGAUUGGAAGGUGAGCGGAUUUGGAGCAUUUUGAGCCAAAAUUUGGGAGAAUUAUAUGAUUUUGAGCUGGAAUUGAUAAUUACUAGAUUUUUUAAGUCCAGAAAAUCGGAAAAUUUGAAUUUUUUCUUUGAAAAACCAAAAUUUCAGGGUUUUUUUCUGAUUUUGAGCCCGAAAAUGAUGAAUUUGGAGCAUUUUGAGCUAGAAUUGAUAUUUUCAAGAUUUUUUCAGCCUAGGAAAUCUGGAAAUUUGAAUUUUUCACUAAAAAACUGAAAUCUCAGAGUUUUUCUGAUUUUGAGCCCGUAAAUGAUGAAUUUGGAGCAUUUUGAGCCAGAAAUCGUGAAAAUUGGAUCAUUUUGAGCUAGAAUUGAUAUUUUCUAGAUUUUUCAGUCCCAGAAAUCUAAAAAUUCUGAAUUUUUCACAAAAAAACUGAAAUUUCAGGGUUUUUUCUGAUUUUGAGCACGAAAAUGAUGAAUUUGGAGCAUUUUGAGCCAGAAAUCGUGAAAAUUGGAGAAUUUUGAGCUAGAAUUGAUAUUUUCAUGAUUUUUUAGUCCAAGAAAUCUGAAAAUUCUGAAUUUUUAGCCCAAUUUUGAAGAUUUGACCUGAAAUCAGUGUAAAAUUCAGAAAAGGCUGAAAAUUUCGAUUUUUUUGGUCCUGAAAUUGAAUUUUGACGUAGAAAAUUGAAAUUUUUGGAUUUUCUAUCAGAAAAAGCUGAAAAUUUCAGUUUUCGAUCCAAAAAAGCCCAGAAUUUCCUUCUUCCAGAUCUGGUCCGACGUAAAAUUGACUGAAGCCGACACAACUUCAUCCGGCCGAAUUUAUAUCAAAUAUGUUUUUCAAGAAUUGGUCGAAGCGAUGGGUUUGGUGAAAUUGUAUGAGAGAAUGAAGGAUCCGUGAGUUUUUCGGGGGAAUUUUUGAGCCUGAAAAUGCUGAAAAUCAUGAAUUUUGAGCCCGGGAGCGUUAAAUUUGGGCCUUAGAAGCCUUAGGCUACAAAAAUGCUGUUUUAGGGCCUAAAUUGACCCUAGAAACCUUAAUUUUUGACCCAGGAGGCCUCUAAAUUAAGGCCUAAUUCAUGGGCUCUAGAAUUCCUAUUUUUGGGUCUUAAAAAUGAACCUCUGAGCCCUAAUUUCACUUCAAAUACCCUAAUCUCUUUAAAAACCUUUAAAGCCCUAAUUUUGGGCCCUAAAAAUGAUUUGUAAGCCUUAAUUUGGGGCCCUAAAAAUCCUUAAAAUUUUUACCUUAAAACCUAUGCCUUAAAAUGACCCUGGAAGCCUCAAUUUUGAACCUUAAAAAUGAACCUUAAUUUUGGGCCUUAAAAUGAUCUCAGAAGCACCUAAAACCUUAAUUUUGAUCCUAAAUACCUCAAUUUUGGGCCCUUAAUUCUCCCUAAAUACCCUAACUCCCCUAUUUACCCUAAAUUUAAUUUCACAUAUUUUCCAGAACCCUUGCCAACUAUUUCUCCGGUCUUUUUCCGCGUGACAAUCCGGCCAACGCUAGAUUUGCCAUCAAUUAUUUCACCGCCAUCGGACUUGGUGGAUUGACGUGAGUUUUUUGGCUGAAAAUCUGGAAAUUCUGGAAUUUUUUCAAGAAAUCUGAGAAAUUCUGCGUUUUUUGAUGUAAAAAUUGCUCCAGAAGUUGGAAAAUCCCAAAUUUCCCACUGAAAAUCUGAAAAAUCUGAAAGUUUUGCAGUUUGGAUCAUCGUGCCUGGCUUGACAAAGGACUCAAAAAACAAAAGGAUCUUUUCGAGAGUUUGAACGAUUCUUCGUCUUCAGAUUCAUCGAGUUCGGAUUCGGAUUCUUCUGAUUCAGAUUCGGAUUCAGAAUCAGAUUCAUCAUCGGAUUCCUCGGAUUCAGUGGAAUCUACACCGCCCAAAAAAUCGAAGAAAAAUAAGAAAGUUGAGGAGAAAAAGAAGAGAAAAAGGUAGGGUUUUGGGGAGGAAUUUUGGGUGGAAAUUCUGAAAAUUUUGCUGAAAAUCUGAAAUUUUGAGCCUAAAUUGUAUAUUUUCAGCUCAAACCCUGAAAAAUCUCAAAAAAAAAAAUCCACCUUCAAUAUGAAUAUUCAUGAGCAUAAUAUUAUUUAUUUUUUUCAUGAGUCAAAAAAAAUCCCCUGAAAAAUUGGAAUUUUUAAUUGAACUCUGAUGAACCGGAAAAUUGAAAAGGGUUUUUGCCUUGAAAAAAUGAGGAAAAAAUGAACUUUGCACUUUUUUUGAGGAGAAUUUGGGGGAAAAUUUGAAAAAAAAAUGUGAAAAAUAGCAAAUGCGCUCUAUUGAAAUCUCUAGAAUUCAAAAAUAGUAAAUUCGAUUAAAAAUAUUUAAAUUUUUCCAAAAUUAUGCAAAAAUUGCAAUCGUGCUUUAACUUUUUUGAAAAUUUUGAAUUCACAAGUGUCAAUUGCGCUCUACUGAAACUCCUAGAAGAUAUCAAAAUUUCAAAAUUCUUCAAAAAUUAUGGAAAGUUUCAAGUGCGCUCUAUUGAACAAUUGGAAAUUUUUUUUUUUAAUUUUGAAAAUUCAAAAUGCGCUCUACUGAAAUCCUGGUUUAUAUUUGAAUAUUUGAAAACAAAUAUUUUUUUAUGUUGAAGUGUGCUCUAUUGAAACACGUUAAAAAAUGUUAAAAUUUUGAAAAAUAGCAAAUUCGCUCUAUUGAAACCUAUAGAAUUCAUUGAAAAAUUUGAAAAAUAGCAAAUUUGCCCUAUUGAAAUCCCUUAAAAAUCCAAAAUUUUCUUCCAGCCGCGAAAAAUCGCCAGAAAAACGUCACCACCAUCAUCACCACCACAAAAAAUCGGAGGAGAGCCGCGACGACCGCGAGCACAAGAGCCGCGACAGAAGUCGCGACAAAAAAUCGUCGUCGCAUCACAAAAGUCGCCGCGCGGAAGACGAUUCGCCACGCGAAAAUCGCCGCCGCCGCAGCAGAUCUGUCGAAAAUCGCCGGGAUGAUGAGAAAAGGCGAAGACAUUGA